CUUCACUCGGUCCCUGGGCUCCGUGAAGGCUGUAGCUGCACCUGAUAAAACACGGGACGAGUUUUUACGGUGAAUGAUGCUCCGCUUUAUUCCCGUGUUUGAUUUGAUUUCCUCCCUGCGGCAGAGGACGAGACUCUUCAUCAACUUUAUUUUCACAUUACUGACGGAAUAAACCGACCUGAGCUGCAACGUCAAGUGGAUUUUAUACAUCGGGGAAAUAUUGGAACUGUGAUUUCUUGCUUUCACAAAUCUCCUCCAGGACUUAUUCCACCUAUUUUUCUCUCCUCUCAGUCUCAUGAUGACACUUUUUCUAUCUGUUUCGAGCCGUCUGGAUCAAACUUGAGUUGGUCAAAAAUGUUCCAGGGUCGUUAAAUUUAUUGGACGGUGACUGCCGGAGAUGAACUUUCUCCACAAUGAUUGCAGAGAGCUGGUGAAUGAUUGACAGCAGAGGCCCUGCGGACUUUACAUGGAAAGCUGGAUUUCUAACGUCAGUCCUUUUUGAAUGAUUAAGAGAAGGAAACAGCUGGAGACAAUGACACUGGAUCUCUAGUUGUAGACAUGAACUCAUGAAUUGAAAUAUUUACACUUUAUUUAUCCUGUUUGAAUGACUCUAUGUUAAUAUUUCUAGAACAGCUUUAAUUAUUAUUAUUAUUAUUAUUAUUAUUAUUAUUAUUAUUAUUAUUAUCUAAAUGGCAUCUACGGUGAGGCACGCGGGGCCCCUCGUGCUGCUCCUGCUCCUCUGCGCUCCUGGUUUUACAUCAGGAGCCUCCAAGGAACUAGUCUGCGAGCCCAUCACUGUACCCAUGUGUAGAGGCAUCGGCUACAACCUGACCUACAUGCCCAACCAGUUCAACCACGACACCCAGGAGGAGGUGGGGUUGGAGGUGCAUCAGUUUUGGCCCCUGGUCCGAAUCCGCUGCUCUCCCGAUCUCCUCUUCUUCCUGUGCAGCAUGUACACCCCAAUCUGUCUGCCGGACUACCGCAAACCGCUGCCCCCCUGCCGAUCCGUGUGCGAACGGGCCAAACGAGGCUGCUCCCCUCUCAUGAGCCAGUACGGGUUCGAGUGGCCCGAGAGGAUGAGCUGCGAGCAGCUGCCCCAGCUGGGUGACGAGACCCUGUGCAUGGACCAGAACAACAGCGAGGCCACCACCCUGGCUCCACCGUUCCCCAAGCCCACCCCAAAAGGCCGGACCAGACCCCCCAGCCCCCCUCAGUGUGACAGGGAGUGUCGAUGUCGAGACCCUCUUGUCCCCAUCAAGAGGGAGUCCCACGUUCUGUACGGCCGGGUCCACACUGGCCCUCUACCCAACUGCGCCCAGCCCUGCCACCAGCCCUACUUCUCAGCUGAUGAGCGGGCCUUCACCAGCUCCUGGGUGGGACUUUGGUCGGUGUUGUGCUUCAUCUCCACCCUGACCACCGUCGCCACUUUCCUCAUUGACAUGGAGCGCUUCAAGUAUCCAGAGAGACCCAUCAUCUUCCUGGCUGCCUGCUACCUCUUCGUGUCUCUGGGGUACAUCAUCCGGCUGGUGGCGGGUCAUGAGCGGGUGGCUUGUGGUGCCAGCAGCAGCAGUGUUGGUAACGAUCAUCUCCACAUCCUUUACGACACCACCGGCCCCGCUCUCUGCACCCUGGUCUUCUUGUUGGUCUACUUCUUCGGCAUGGCCAGCUCCAUCUGGUGGGUGGUGCUGUCCUUCACCUGGUUCCUGGCUGCGGGGAUGAAGUGGGGCAGCGAAGCCAUCGCAGGGUACUCCCAAUAUUUCCACCUGGCCGCCUGGCUCAUCCCAAGCGUCAAGUCCAUCGUGGUCCUGGCUCUCAGCGCUGUGGACGGGGAUCCUGUGGCUGGCAUCUGCUACGUUGGGAACCAGAACUUGGAGAACCUGAGAGGGUUCGUCCUGGCUCCUCUUGUGGUGUACCUCUUCACCGGUACGCUCUUCUUACUCGCCGGCUUCGUCUCUCUCUUCCGCAUCAGAAGCAUCAUCAAGCAAGGUGGAACCAAGACGGACAAACUGGAGCGUCUGAUGAUCCGGAUCGGACUCUUCACGGUGCUCUACACGGUUCCCGCCACCAUCGUAGUGGCCUGCCUGGUGUACGAGCAGCACUACCGGCCCGGGUGGGAGCGCGCCUUGGCCUGCUCCUGCCCGUCUGAGCGCCAGCGUUCAGGCCUGGGUCCAGAUUACGCCGUGUUCAUGCUCAAGUACUUCAUGUACCUGGUGGUGGGCAUCACCUCAGGAGUUUGGAUCUGGUCUGGAAAAACCCUGGAGUCCUGGAGGAGGUUUGUGGCUCGCUGCUGCCCCUGUUGGUCGCAGAAAGCCACUGCGCCACCCUCCAUGUACAGCGAGGCCAGUACUGCUUUAACUGGGCAUACUGGGAGCGGGCUGACACCAGGGAUCUACCACAAAGCUGCUCCGUCACAUAUAUGAACUACAAGAGAGUGUACAGUCACAUCUGUGGAUGUUUUAAUAUGAACCGAAGCAUCCAAACAAGACAGAGUGUGAAAGACUGCUGCUCUGAAUGUCAGCUCUCAUAAAAAGUACACACAGUGACAGUGUGACACACAAAUGGGACCAAAAGAUUCAGAAAAAAGGAAAAAUGAAAAACAGAGUGUGACCUUUGUGAAAACUGUCUGCCACUAUUUGAUUCAGAGAGUGGCCCGGAUCCAUAACGGAAUCCCAAAUACUUCUUCCUAUCUGAUUAUCCUGAGCACUGAAAGAGAGAAAGAAAAAAACAUAUUUAUUUAUGUAUAUAUUUGUAUAAAUGUACUGUUUAAAAAAAAAGAAGGAAAAUAAGGUGUAUAGUGUGAUAUGUUUAGUUUGGAAGCCACUGCCACAAAGUUAAGUGUUGAGACGCCAGAGAGACACAUGUCGUCUGAAGUGUGUAAACUUGUACAUAUAAUGUGCUGUUUCACGUGAGAGAGAGAGUGAGUGUGUGUGUGUGUGUGUGUGUGUGUGUGUGUGCGCGUGUGAACUGAAGCAGGGCUGAGAAAUCUUUAUUUGUUUUAUCGGUUGUCAAUCCAAACGAAAACCAACUCAGUCUUUUCCACACCGUGAUGACCUCUGGUGACCUCUAGUUCAAGUUCUGCUGUGAUGUCACACCUGAAGUCACAGUGUGUGUAUGUGUGUGUGUGUGUGUUACUGUUGUGUUUCUCUGUCAAUGUUCAUGUUGUGUGAAUUAACAGACAGGAUGGAGGCUGAUGUUGGCCUUUAGCACCACCUGCUGGUUCACAGUAGAGCAGCUCACUUCCUGUCCUCCACAUCAAGGCUCCUCAAAUCAAACGACCACAGACGAACAACUAGAAGAUUUUACACCAAACUCAUGAUUAAAUAAUGAUUUAAUAUUUAGCAGGUGUUCUUGAGUUUUCCCAAUUAUUUUUAUGAAUUCUGCUUUGGACUCAGAUACCAGCUCAUGGACCUCCUGGAGGUCCCUGAACCUGAGAAUCAUCGCUCUAUUUCUCCAUUGAUUUCACAUCAUUGACUCGUGAAUCAGCACCAAUUUUGAUGAUCAGCUUAUUCAAAUUUCAAUGAUUUGAAGCUUUGUGAUAAAUUUGCUGCUUUUCUCAGUUUUAAGCCAGUUAAUUGAAUCACUUUAAGGUUUGGACUGCUCAGCACAAGCUAUUUGAGGACUGGAUCAAACAUAUAUAUAUAUUUUUUACCUAUAAUGUCAUUUUCAUACAUUGUCAUUUUAAUGACUUCAAGCUGAAAACAAUGCUGAAAUAUGAAGUGAAGUAUUAGAUAAGGAAAAAACUGCUCAUCAUUUUAAAACAUCAAAUAUUUGCUGGUUCCACCUUCAAAAAUGUGAUUCUUCUCUCUUUUAAUAUUAUCUAAAAAUGAAUACUAAUGAGUUUGGAGUGUUGAUAGGACAAAAUUAGCACUUUGAAAACCCUAAUUUGAACUGUUGCUAUUUUAAGUAAAUCAUCUUACAAACUGGGCUCUGUGGUCUGAUGUGGAGAGUGUUUUUUGUGGUGCUGACAUCAUGAACUUAAGGAACCUCUUCUCUUCUUACAGAGGCCUUAUCAUUUAGGGUUUCUGCUGCCUUAACUCUCAAACUAUUUCUUUAAGUUGGGUGUCAAUAUGUUGAAAAUGAAUCAUAUUUAAUGUUAGAUUUCUUUCUUUCUCCUGCCCUGCUGUGACGCUGUGCUCUCAUUCAAUGUCGUUGGCCAAUUGUGUUGUUUAGACUACUGUGUUCCACAUACUAGAUGAUACCUCUAAUUUAUUAGCCUGAUUUGUGUGUGAGUGAGUGAAUGAGUGUGUGUGUGUGUGUGUGUGUGGUGAUGGAUGAUGUUUAGUUUAGGUUGAUCCUUUAAAGUGUAAAUCUGCUUACACGCUGAUAGAUUUCCUCAAAAGGAUUCAGACAAUGUUGUAGAUUUUGAUUCAUAUUGUGGAAUUAAAACUUUCAAAUUUUGCCUUGA
Molecule: messenger RNA, 4405 nt
Organism: Scomber scombrus (Atlantic mackerel)
Lineage: Eukaryota; Metazoa; Chordata; Actinopteri; Scombriformes; Scombridae
Gene: fzd5
Product: frizzled class receptor 5
Exons: 1
Coding region: 690-2420 (576 amino acids)
Biological process (GO): non-canonical Wnt signaling pathway; canonical Wnt signaling pathway
Cellular component (GO): plasma membrane
Molecular function (GO): Wnt-protein binding; Wnt receptor activity
Source: RefSeq, a predicted model, not a curated record